AAAUUUGAAGAAGAAUUAUAUUGAAUUUAAAAAUUACCUCAAAAAAAUUAUGACAAGGAAAAUCAAGUUAGCUUCAGUUACAAACAAAGAACUCGAUCUUUACCCAUUCGAUUAAUUCCGUUCGGCCGUGAAACGGAGUAAUUGCCAAAACGUUAAUACAGGAUAGGCCAGCGCAAAAGUUUACGCUUCAAUGCUGUCAGGGAAAAACGCCUAAACGGCAUCAAUAGACACCGUGUUAGGGCACUGCAUAGAGCACAGAUCAUAGCAGCUAAAUUACUAAUAAGAGCUGAGACUCGCAGAAAACCCUAUAGGGUGACGAGAGAAGGCAUCUCGCAUCUCUGUAACUCUGUUACUCGAACAUGAUGGCAACGGUGAAAUUUCGGUUUUCGCAAAAUGUCCCUAUGUUCCCUUCCCAUUCACAACUCGGCCAUGUCCACUACCACCGCCGAUUCUUCUCUUGGUACGCCAAGCAGUUCCAAACGACGUCGCAAGCUCGCGCUUCCGUCAGUGGCGGAAGUAGUAACUCUCAAGGUAACGCUUUUCUGGUGCCUGGUGCGACAGUAGCUACUCUACUUAUGCUUGGAGUUCUUCAUGCUCGACGGCUCUACGAUGACAAGAAGGUUGAAGAAGCACGGGAGAAAGGGAUCGAGUUUGAGUUCCGACCAGAUGUGAAGGCUACAUUUCUGAGGAUGCUACCUUUGCGAUCUAUUUCUAGAGUUUGGGGUUUCUUGACAAAUUUGGAAGUUCCUGUUUGGCUGCGUCCACAUGUUUAUAGAGCAUGGGCUCGUGCUUACCACUCAAAUCUAGAAGAAGCAGCUCUGCCUCUUGAAGAAUAUGCAUCUUUAAGGGAUUUCUUUGUUCGCACAUUGAGAGAAGGUUGCAGGCCUAUUGACCCUGAUCCCUAUAGUCUGGUUAGUCCUGUGGAUGGUACUAUUCUUAGAUUUGGGGAGUUGGAGGAUGCAGGGGCUAUGAUUGAGCAAGUUAAAGGAUUUUCCUAUUCUGUUACAUCUCUUCUUGGUUCUCACUCUUUGCUCUCGAUGAUAGCUGAGAAAAAUACACAACAUAAGAGCAGUAAUAUUGAGCAGGAAAGCACUCAGAGAGAAAAGAGUAAGAAGUCAUGGUGGUGGAUUUCAUUGGCUUCUCCUAAAGUCCGGGAAACAGUUUCCGAGUGUCCAAUGAAAGGCCUCUAUUACUGUGUAAUAUACUUGAAGCCAGGGGACUAUCAUCGCAUACACUCACCAGUUGAUUGGAAUGUUCUUGUUCGACGGCAUUUUUCUGGCCGCUUGUUUCCUUUGAAUGAACGUGCUACCAGAACAAUCAGGAGUCUUUAUGUUGAGAAUGAAAGGGUUGUCCUUGAAGGUCUAUGGCAACAAGGAUUCAUGGCAAUUGCAGCAAUUGGUGCGACAAAUAUUGGAUCAAUUGAGCUUUUCAUAGAACCAGAACUUCGAACAAACAGGCCAAGAAAAAAGUUAUUACCCACAGAGCCUCCAGAAGAUCGUGUAUAUGAACCUGAAGGGGUUGGAGUGAUGCUUAAAAAAGGAGAUGGGUUGGCUGCUUUCAACAUGGGAUCGACAGUUGUGCUUGUCUUCCAGGCCCCCACGUCAAAAUCACCAAAGAAUACUGAUGCUUCAAAGUUUAGGUUUUCUAUUAGACGUGGAGACAGAAUUCGUGUUGGACAAGCACUGGGAAGAUGGCAUGAUUCAUGAGAGUGUUACAAAUGCGUUAGUUAUGCGAACUAGGAGAUGGAAUGCUAUCGUUGUCAUUGUAGCAGCACUGAAAAGGUGGUAUGAUUAGUUCCAAAUAUGUGACAUUGCUGGUGGUUUAUUUUUCUGUUAGUUCAUGCGCUAAUUCUAUUAUUGAGGAGCCAUGGGCAAUUUUCACUUCAAGAAUUAAAUAUUCAUGGGACCAACAGUGUAUGAAGGAUGCUAUGCUUUGCAUAUUUCGUUCAGAUAUGCUGAUUGUAAAUGAUGUAUGCAAUAUGUUGCAACCACACCAUGCUAUUCUAAUUUCAAUGCGAUAAUCUACAAAAUUAACUUAAGAUGAA
Durio zibethinus is the source of this 2044-nucleotide messenger RNA. Its product is annotated as phosphatidylserine decarboxylase proenzyme 1, mitochondrial-like. Gene Ontology annotation, molecular function: phosphatidylserine decarboxylase activity. The record is from RefSeq and is a predicted model, not a curated record. Gene Ontology annotation, cellular component: mitochondrion. NCBI's taxonomy places the organism in Eukaryota, Viridiplantae, Streptophyta, Magnoliopsida, Malvales, Malvaceae. Gene Ontology annotation, biological process: phosphatidylethanolamine biosynthetic process.